This is a messenger RNA of Boeremia exigua, 2553 nucleotides long. RefSeq names its product heat shock protein 90. Gene Ontology annotation, biological process: protein folding; protein stabilization; cellular response to heat. The transcript has a single exon. The record is from RefSeq and is a predicted model, not a curated record. Lineage: Eukaryota; Fungi; Ascomycota; Dothideomycetes; Pleosporales; Didymellaceae. Gene Ontology annotation, cellular component: perinuclear region of cytoplasm; cytosol; plasma membrane. Gene Ontology annotation, molecular function: ATP binding; ATP hydrolysis activity; ATP-dependent protein folding chaperone. The coding region runs from base 103 to 2211 and encodes 702 amino acids.
AUCUGUACGUCUGCGUCUACACACCGGCAUCGCCAGCCUUGCAGCGCUGCAACGCAACAAUCGACUAACGAAUCUUCUUAGUCUCCACACACAACCGCCACCAUGUCUGGUGAAACCUUCGAGUUCCAGGCUGAGAUCUCUCAGCUGCUCGGCCUUAUCAUCAACACCGUCUACUCGAACAAGGAGAUCUUUCUGCGAGAACUGAUCUCCAACGCCUCCGAUGCCAUCGACAAGAUCAGAUAUGAGUCCCUGUCGGAUCCUAGCAAGCUUGACAGCGGCAAGGACCUCCGCGUCGACAUCAUCCCCAACAAGGAGAACAAGACUCUUACCAUCCAGGACAGCGGCAUUGGUAUGACCAAGGCUGAUCUCAUCAACAACCUCGGUACGAUUGCCCGCUCUGGUACCAAGCAGUUCAUGGAGGCUCUCACUGCUGGUGCCGAUAUCUCUAUGAUCGGUCAGUUUGGUGUUGGUUUCUACUCUGCGUACCUUGUCGCCGACCGCGUCACCGUCGUCUCCAAGAACAACGAUGAUGAGCAGUACAUCUGGGAGUCCAGCGCUGGUGGUACUUUCAAGAUCACCGAGGACACCGAGGGCGAGCAGAUCGGUCGCGGAACCAAGAUCAUCCUUCACCUGAAGGAUGAGCAGCUCGACUACCUUAACGAGUCCAAGGUCAAGGAGGUUGUCAAGAAGCACUCUGAGUUCAUCUCCUACCCCAUCUACCUCCACGUCCUCAAGGAGACCGAGACCGAGGUCGAGGACGAGGAUGCCGCCGCCGAGACCACCACCGAGGGUGACGACAACAAGCCCAAGGUUGAGGAGGUCGACGAUGAGGAGGAGGAGAAGAAGACCAAGAAGACCAAGAAGGUCAAGGAGUCUAAGAUUGAGGAGGAGGAGCUCAACAAGACCAAGCCCAUCUGGACACGCAACCCUGCCGACAUCUCCCAGGAGGAGUACGGUUCCUUCUACAAGUCCCUCUCCAACGACUGGGAGGACCACCUCGCUGUCAAGCACUUCUCCGUUGAGGGUCAGCUCGAGUUCCGCGCUAUCCUCUUCGUUCCCAAGCGCGCUCCCUUCGACCUGUUCGAGACCAAGAAGACCAAGAACAACAUCAAGCUCUACGUCCGCCGUGUCUUCAUCACUGACGAUGCCACCGAGCUCAUUCCCGAGUGGUUGUCUUUCGUCAAGGGUGUUGUCGACUCUGAGGACCUUCCCCUCAACCUGUCUCGUGAGACUCUCCAGCAGAACAAGAUCAUGAAGGUCAUCCGCAAGAACAUCGUCAAGAAGACUCUCGAGCUCUUCAACGAGAUCGCUGAGGACCGUGAGAACUUCGACAAGUUCUACGCUGCCUUCGGCAAGAACAUUAAGCUCGGUAUCCACGAGGACUCCCAGAACCGCUCGCAGCUUGCUAAGCUUCUGCGAUUCAACUCUACCAAGUCUGGCGAGGAGCUCACCUCCCUCACCGACUACGUCACUCGCAUGCCCGAGCACCAGAAGCAGAUGUACUACAUCACCGGCGAGUCCCUCAAGGCCGUCCAGAAGUCUCCUUUCCUCGACACACUCAGGGAGAAGGGCUUCGAGGUUCUCUUCCUUGUUGACCCCAUUGAUGAGUACGCCAUGACUCAGCUCAAGGAGUUCGACGGCAAGAAGCUCGUCGACAUCACCAAGGACUUCGAGCUCGAGGAGACAGACGAGGAGAAGGCUGAGCGCGAGAAGGAGGAGAAGGAGUACGAGAGCCUCGCUAAGAGCCUCAAGAACGUUCUCGGCGACAAGGUCGAGAAGGUUGUUGUCUCCCACAAGCUCAUCGGCUCUCCUUGCGCCAUCCGUACCGGCCAGUUCGGUUGGUCCGCCAACAUGGAGCGUAUCAUGAAGGCCCAGGCUCUCCGUGACACCUCAAUGAGCUCCUACAUGUCUUCCAAGAAGACCUUCGAGAUCUCGCCCAAGUCUCCUAUCAUCAAGGAGCUCAAGCGCAAGGUCGAGGCUGAUGGUGAGGAGGACCGUACUGUUAAGUCCAUCACCCAGCUCCUCUUCGAGACCUCGCUGCUUGUUUCUGGCUUCACCAUUGAUGAGCCCGUCCAGUACGCUGAGCGCAUCCACAAGCUCGUCUCUCUCGGCCUGAACGUCGACGAGGAGGUUGAGACCGAGGCAGAGACCAAAGCUGCCGAGGAGGCACCUGCUGUUGCCGGCGAGAGCGCUAUGGAGGAGGUUGACUAAGCGUAUCGCCAUCUUUUUCCGUUUCGAAAAGUUUGGUCGGCGCUUUGAUAUCCCUUUCAUGUGUUACGGCUCUUCUUUCUCUUUUCUUACCUCACUUGCAUGACGAUUAGCUUCAUCGACGUCGGCGUCUUAGAGUGGUGGUUUUACGCUUCAUGAGUAAAUGGAUAUCCCGAAUUGUACUAGGUAGAUCUACCCUGGGUAGCUCUGAGCAUACUCAGUAGCUGAUUCAUGAAUGAUGAAAACUUCAAAAACACUUUUGUUCCCUUGCGCUGUGCUGUGUACUUGCUCACUUUCGUCCUGCUAAUCGCAUGCGUGCUAGGUUUCUAUUUCUAUUCCCGAAGC